Messenger RNA from Glossina fuscipes, 1707 nucleotides. It is a transcript of the gene Smvt, whose product is annotated as sodium-coupled monocarboxylate transporter 2. Gene Ontology annotation, biological process: sodium ion transport; transmembrane transport. Gene Ontology annotation, cellular component: membrane. The coding region runs from base 1 to 1707 and encodes 568 amino acids. Gene Ontology annotation, molecular function: symporter activity. The record is from RefSeq and is a predicted model, not a curated record. Lineage: Eukaryota; Metazoa; Arthropoda; Insecta; Diptera; Glossinidae. The transcript is spliced from 9 exons.
AUGUUUUGCAUAGAAUUGCCGAAACUCUCACCUCUAAGUGGUGAUCCCCGGAAACGCAUUUCGGCGGCUAUUGGUGUCUAUUAUGGUUUCGUGCAAAAAAGUGAAAAUACUACCGCCGAGUAUUUACAUGGCGGUAAACGUAUGCGAACGCUACCUAUAGCCAUAUCUUUGGUCGCCAGUCAAUUGUCGGCCGUCGCAAUUAUGGCCAUACCAGCCGAAAGUUACUCCUUUGGAAUUAAUUGGGCUUUCAAUGUAAUUGCUAUGAUCAUUAUCAUACCGAUUAUAAAUUAUAUAGUGAUACCAGUAUUCUACAACAAUAACAUUUCCAAUUGUUAUGAGUACUUGGAAAUGCGUUUUAAUAGCAAGACGCGCGAUUUGAUGACAUUUUCUUUUGUGGGUAAUCUCUGCUUUAUUCUCCCUCUGUACAUGUUUAUACCGAGUUUGGCCUUUGCUCAGGUUACCGGUUUCAAUAUACACUUUAUUAAUGGCAUCGUGUGUUCCAUUUGCGUCUUCUACACUAUGGUUGGAGGCAUCAAAGCUGUCGUAUGGACCGAUGUGGUACAAGGUACUGUUAUGUUAACAUCGGUUAUAUUAGUAUUUGUGUUGGGUAUUAUAAAAGUAGGUGGCUUCAGCGAAGUUUUCCGAUUGGCUACUGAUGGCCAACGCUUGGACAUAAAUUUUACUUUUGAUGCUACAACACGUUCCACAUUUUGGAAUUGCUUCUCUAGUGCUAUUGUAGUCUGGACUUCAUAUGUAGGCAUGAAUCAAAGUUGUGUGCAGAGAAUUGUAUCAUUACCUUCAUUAAAGCACGCUCAAAGAUCUUUGUUUCUAUUUGGUAUCGGCUUUGCGAUCAUAAUGUUCUUGAAUUCAUUGACUGGUAUUGUUAUGUAUGCACGCUAUCAUGACUGUGAUCCUGUGGCGGCUGGUUUUGUGGAAAAAGCCGACAAGUUAAUGCCUUUCUUCGUACAGGAUAUAGUGGGUUACAUGAAAGGCAUGCCAGGCGUUUUCAUAUCCUGUGUGUUUAGUGCUGCUUUAAGCACUUUGUCGGCUAGUUUAAAUUCUCUAGCCGGCAUUGUUUAUUUCGACUAUAUUAAACCGCGUAUCAAGCACACGGAAAGUAGGGCGAAUUUCAUUAUGAAAUCCAUUGUACUGUUCACUGGUCUAUACUGUAUAGCAGCUGGUGUAAUUGUCGAAAAGUUUUCAUCCAUUAUACAAAUGCUUUAUUCAAUCACCGGUGUAACAUUUGGUGCUGUAUUUGGUGUUUUUCUACUGGGCAUGUUGAUACCUCAGUCACACGGCCGGGCUGCUUUUUGUGCGGUUGCAGCUAGUAUGCUAACCAUGCUGGUAAUUGUCUUGGGGGCUCAGGGCGGGAUAAGUUAUGAACCUCUACCCACCUCUACAGAAUCUUGCGUCAAUGGCAGUAAUCUAAUGCAAAAUUUCGAGAAUUUUACUUCACUUCUUUUAACGGAUUCGCCUCCAAAAGAGUCAUUUAAUAUUUUAAAUGUUUCCUUUAAUUGGUAUAUGGUCUUAGGUGCUUCUGUAGUGUUUAUUGUCGGCAUACCUUUGAGUUAUAUAUUACCGCCUGGAAAAGAUGCUAAAUUUGAUCCAAAGUUUUUAUCACCUGUUAUACAACCACUUCUUCGCUACGAACUAACGCGCACGGACGAACUGCCUGAAAUUUUGAUAAAGGAAAUCCCGAAGUCAUAA